UCUCCCUACGUGGCUCUUCAGUUGAGCCGAAAGCCCCAAAAGCUCUUGAUAUCAGCGCCCACCGCAUGCCUCUGACCUGGCCGCCGUCUUAGAUUGACGCACGUGCUUUUUUAGCCAUCCAUGGGGGCCCAUUUCCCAGCCCGCCUGGGGCCCACGCCAACACCCUCCCUCCAACCGAACGCUACGUCACCCCUUUGUCUCCAUUCCCCUCCAAAACCCUCCCUCGUUCGAGUAUAAGAUGGGCCGGGCAUCGGACAUCUCCACUAGGGAACGGAGAGUUCCAAACUAGCUUUAAACUAGUAGUGGUAGAAGCACAAGAAGAACCGCCCUUGGCUCUUCCCCACAAUGGAUUCCUCCUUCUUUUACCCCCUAAGCUCUCAACGCUCGCCGGAAUCCUCCGCGGGUUCGCCGGAGUGCUUCCCGUGGGGCCACAGGCUCUUCUACUCUGAGCAAGAGGCCCUCCCUUUCGAUGUGAAUGACUCCGAGGAGAUGCUCCUGCUCGACAUGCUCGCGAAGGCCCCUGCCAAGGCCUCGUCGUCGUCGGAUGCCAGCGACUCGAACUCGAUCCAGCCCAAGGAAGAGGAGGUGGACUCGAAGAGCAAGGCAGGGCAUGGCGCCAAAGAGCAGAGCUACAGAGGGGUGAGGCGGAGGCCGUGGGGGAAAUUCGCUGCGGAGAUUCGCGACUCGACUCGGCAUGGCAUCCGGGUGUGGCUGGGAACCUUCGAUAGCGCGGAAGCUGCGGCCUUGGCCUACGACCAGGCUGCGUUCUCGAUGAGGGGGUCGAUGGCGGUAUUGAAUUUUCCGGUGGAGCGAGUCCGGGAGUCGCUGCGGGGGAUGAAGUACGGGGAGGAGGACGGGGUGUCGCCGGUGGUGGCGCUGAAGAGGAGACACUCCAUGAGGAGGAAGUCGACGGGGAGGAAGGGGAAGGGGAGGGAGGUGAGGAUAGAGAGUGUGGUGGAGUUGGAGGACUUGGGGGCAGAGUACUUGGAGGAGCUCUUAAAGCAGUCAGAGGUCGCCGGCCCUUGGUGAAGCAUGAACCACUUCAAUUCUCAUGACUUUGUUCUCUUUGUUUUUAAUUCCUUUCUUGUUUUCUUCCUUCUUUCUUUCCUUCCUUUUUUUUCUCUCUCUGUUUUUUUUUUUGAAGGGAAAAUGGGGUAGAAAACUCCCCUUCUUGUUUCCUUCUUAAAAUUGUUCAAUCUAGGGGAGCUUUCUUUUCUUUUUGACUCUCUGGAUGGCAAGAUUGUAAUAGUAAGAGAUUUUGGGAUCUUACUUCUUCCUAAUCCAAUCAAUUAGCUGUUUUUAAUGUAAAGUGAAGAGUUUCUACUGAUA
Phoenix dactylifera (date palm) is the source of this 1329-nucleotide messenger RNA. RefSeq names its product ethylene-response factor C3-like. Gene Ontology annotation, molecular function: DNA-binding transcription factor activity; DNA binding. Gene Ontology annotation, biological process: regulation of DNA-templated transcription; ethylene-activated signaling pathway. Lineage: Eukaryota; Viridiplantae; Streptophyta; Magnoliopsida; Arecales; Arecaceae. The record is from RefSeq and is a predicted model, not a curated record.